This is a messenger RNA of Trichoderma asperellum CBS 433.97, 651 nucleotides long. RefSeq lists its product as uncharacterized. The record is from RefSeq and is a predicted model, not a curated record. Lineage: Eukaryota; Fungi; Ascomycota; Sordariomycetes; Hypocreales; Hypocreaceae. Gene Ontology annotation, cellular component: precatalytic spliceosome; catalytic step 2 spliceosome; Prp19 complex. Gene Ontology annotation, biological process: mRNA processing.
AUGGCCCUCCCAGCGUACCACGAAUCCCUCCCAUACAUCGACACUGAGCCCACCCCCCAAGCCCUCUCCGCCGCCCACGCCCUCAUCUCCGCCGAACAACAAACCUUUUCCUCCCCUCCCCUACCCACAGAACCUCCCAAAGAGCCCUCCUUCUCACCCGCCAUCGCCGCCGAACUCGACCGCCUCGCCUCCAAGCGCCCCUCCCAGACCCUCGACCUCUCCCGCUACGAAGCCCAAGAGAUCCCCCCUCCCUCGUCCUCUUCAAAGUCCUCUUCCGAUGUCGACGCGCUGAGGGCUCCCCUCUCAAACGCCUUCGUCUCCUCCUCCUACCUCUCCUCCCGCGCCCAGAACCUCAAGCUCCUCGACGCCCACGGCCGCAACGCCUGGCUCCUUUCAAACUACCACCUCGAGGAUCAGCUCCGUAGCAUCGAGCGCGACCUCGCCGACACCAAACGCGACAUUGAACUCGUCAACGCCGCGCGCGCGGCUCGUCAAAACGACGUAAAGGCCGAGAUGCAAGGCCUCGAGCAAAACUGGCGCGCCGGCGUGGGCAGGGCGCUCGAGACCGAAAUCGCCGUCCAGGAGCUCAAGGACCAGAUUCGACAAGAGCUGAGGAACAGGGCAAAUGCUGCUGGAAAUCCUACACAAUAA